GUAUUGCUUGUGAAAGAAUCUUAUCGUCUUCGUUUUAUUCCAUUUUCUUUUUCAAACCAAUGGUCUGGGAACGGACCGCCUCACUCGACACAUACUAUUGUAUUUAGACGUGUCAGCUUCCUUUAGUGCUUUGAACGAGGACAACAUUACAGAAUUGCAAGGGGAAAUUGCCAUCGAGAGGCUUUUGCACAAACAUACGGAGUGGAAAGUUUGUUGCCGGAGAGGGAAUACAUCGGAGACAUCUCGGCCAUAUCCACGGGAUUUUUCCCUAAGGUGGGAGGUCCGUGGGCUGCAGCCAUGCUGUCCCUGGACGAGCCAUUGGACCUAAUGCUCCCCCGGGGGUGUGUCAACGGGCGGGACAGGGGUGCACGGCCACCCCCCACCCUCACGCGCUCUCCGAUACCCUUCAAGCGCGCCCGGCAGCUCCGCAUGGCUGAUGAUGGCACAGCUGUCAUUGUGCCCGCCUCCCCGGCCUCGCCACACACAGGUGUGCUGGUGGUCUCCCGGGAGAGGCCAGAGACACCCCCCACCCCGCCAGCCGUGGACCUCAGUACGUCCCCCUCCUCCCGCCACACCUCCAGCUCCCCAGAGAUGACCAACGGAAACGGGGUCUCCCACCACAUCAUUGCAGGGGACUCAGCUCACAUCCAUUAUGUGGAGAGCAGAGCCUCCUCGCAGGCCUUCCAGUUCUUCGUGCCGAUUGGUGCUGGGUCCGGACUCCACCUGCCGUCAUCCAUGUUCAUUGGCCAGCCCAACGACAAGCGGGCCUCUCCCGAUCUCUCAGCAGACGAACAGCUGGCCUGUCGCUGGAGGAAGUGCCAUCUUCUCUUUGAGUCCCUGCAAGACCUUGUGGACCACGUCAACGACUUCCACGUCAAACCUGAAAAGGAUUCUGGGUACUGCUGCCACUGGGACGGCUGCGCUCGCAGAGGGCGGGGCUUCAACGCUAGGUACAAGAUGCUUAUCCAUAUCCGUACACACACCAAUGAGAAGCCUCACCGCUGCCCCACCUGCAACAAGAGUUUCUCUCGCCUGGAGAACCUCAAGAUACACAACCGCUCACACACAGGUGAGAAGCCCUACAUCUGUCCAUACGAGGGCUGCAGCAAGCGCUACUCCAACUCCAGCGACCGGUUCAAGCACACGCGCACCCACUACGUGGACAAGCCCUACUACUGCAAGAUGGCUGGCUGCCUGAAGCGCUACACAGACCCUAGCUCCCUCCGUAAGCACAUCAAGGCCCACGGCCACUCUGUAGCCCAGGAGCAAGGCUCUCCGGGUGGGCUGAGCUCCCUGCUCAAGGUGGGUCCCCUGGGGGUGGGGAUGGGUGGAAGAGGGGGUAAGCUGGGGGAGUCGGAGCUGAGCUACAUCAGUGGGGCCCAUAUCAUCAUCCCCAGCGCCGCUGCCGCUCUCCUGGGGGGCCACGCUCUGCAGGGCCUGGCGGGCUCCAUGCCUCUAUCCCCCCUCGCCCCCCGGCCCCUGGACCUGAGCACGCUGGGCGGGUGCCCCAGCUCCCCGUGCACCACCUCCAUCCUGUCCUUCAAUGGUUCUCCUCUGAGCCUGGCCACCAAGUCGUCCCUGGGGCUCUCCCCGGCCUUCCCCUCCUCAGCCCUGGGGCUGGGGCCCACCAUGGUGCCCGUGUCCCUAGGAGGAUCCAUGGGGUCGUCCGUCUCAGAGCGCAGGGCCCACCACGGGUGUCACCACAAGGGGAAAAUUGGGGGGGAGGAGGGGAAGGACAAGCUUCAUCGUGGGGGGGUGCUGAACCUCUCCACGGGGGCCUCCCACGACCCCCUGUCCUGGGUGGUCAUCCCCUCCGGCACGGUUGUGCUUAAGCCAGCUGUGGUCAACUAACAUACACGCACACGCACACACACACGCACACGCACACACACACACAUUCCAGAAGAACUGAAGGGGAGCUGAGAAAAUGUAGAAAGAAAUUGCCGUGAAAAGAAAGAACGUCUACUUUCAGACAGCUUAAACUUAACAACAAAGUCCACACCUCAGUUUGUAAAAUUGUCUCGGACAAAAACUGGGGUAUCUGGCACUGCUAUCUUUGCAUUUAUCUAGCACAUCUUGGGACCAUCAACAACUCAUAAAUACAUUUCAAUCAUGUGUCAUUUUCUAUUAUUUCAUAAGGCUUGAAAAAAAUGCAACAGCGGCCCUCCUCACCUCUUCCCCACAUUCUCUGUCUCUGGCGUUGUUUCUGGACGGGCUCCAUGGAAAGGACAGCCUUCUAAUGCUCUGUGUCCUUCCUCAAGCUCCACCUCAUGUGUAUGUAUUGAUGACAGUCUUCUAAUGCUCUGUGUCCUUCCUCAAGCUCCACCUCAUGUGUAUGUAUUGAUGACAGUCUUCUAAUGCUCUGUGUCCUUCCUCAAGCUCCACCUCAUGUGUAUGUAUUGAUGACAGUCUUCUAAUGCUCUGUGUCCUUCCUCAAGCUCCACCUCAUGUGUAUGUAUUGAGGACAGUCUUCUAAUGCUCUGUGUCCUUCCUCAAGCUCCACCUCAUGUGUAUGUAUUGAUGACAGUCUUCUAAUGCUCUGUGUCCUUCCUCAAGCUCCACCUCAUGUGUAUGUAUUGAUGACAGUCUUCUAAUGCUCUGUGUCCUUCCUCAAGCUCCACCUCGUGUGUAUGUAUUGAUAAUGUUCAUGUUGACAGUGUGCUCUGUGGCCGAGCAGUGAGGUAGACACACAAAUGAAACAGUAGGAGGCGCUCACUGCUAGGCUAGCAACACACAGUACGUCCCCAUUCCGCUGCUUUAAAGGUUACAGAAACUACUUCCUACAAAGUGCUGUGAACACAAUUGGACAAACUUCCUGUUUUAUCGGAAGUGAAGUCAAACUGAUUUAGAAGGGGAUUACGGAUGAAUUGACUGCAUCUCCUUACUUUAAAUAGUAGGGUGGUGCUAUUGGAUGUCAAUCAGAAUGACAUCCAACCAAGGAGCACACAACCCCCUUUUAGUCAGAACAUCAACCCAGGCGAUAGUGAUGUAAACCUCACAACUGCUGCUAACCUCUCAACAACUCUCCCCAAACAUAACCGAAACUAAACGUGAGCACUUUGAUGACUAUUUUUGACAAUCUUUUCCCGAUUCGGGGAGGGUGACCAUCGUGGACCAGUCCUUUCCACAAUGAUAUGUGACGGGCUUGUUGUUGCAAACUAGGGGCUUGUGUAAGGACGCAGAGCACCUAAAGUCUUAGAAUGCAGACAAACGGUGUUAUAUCACCCAGCAAAUGACCAAUAUUCUUCUUCUUCUUCUUCAUCACGGUAACGUCUAUGGCACAGGUGUUGUUAUGUACCCCCCUGGUGGACAGGUGAAUUACUCCGGUCAGUCAGCCUCCCAGUCCAAUCUAGUAUUGUCCACAACAACUCUACUUCUAAAUGACACAGUGAGUUAAGUACUGAGUAUGAAAGGUACACUGUUUAAGUACCACACUGUGUUGUGGAACAGUGUUUGAAAUGACCUUUCAUUAAAAGCAGCUGUGUAAAACAGGUGGCUGUCCACUGAAGAGUCCUGAGUCCUUGUGGAGUUGGCUGUUGGUUGCUUUGUCCCGAGUUCAACAGUCCCACAUUGUGCCAAAAGAUAUCCAGCCUUGAGGGUAGACUGGGAGCUGUGUAUCCUGAACCACGGGGUGUGUGACACAGGCUGAUUGACACUAUAGGACUGACUCAAACCGUACCGUGCUGGCUGGGAUUUUCUUUUCACAUUGUUCUGUUGAGCAUGGUUCAGCAUCAUGCCGUAACCAGGCCAGGCUGCUACAGUUAGGCAGGGUUUGGUCCUACGGUGUGAAUCAGGCUUUACUGCUACGUACAGCUGGGCUGGUCACAGAACACAGCCACACUACAAACUGCCUCACUUCACUUUUCCAAGGAAGUGGGGUUAAUUCACAGACUUUAGAACAAUUGACUUAUGUUUGAAUCCGUAUGGUUGGAUUAAUGCAUUCAACAUGCAUUUAUACCGUACACACCAAUGUCUUUGUUACGUUUUACAAAACAUGGACCUGCCUACUUGUACUUGUGGCUCUCUGGAAACAUUCUGUCUUUCUCUUUCCAUCUUCACUACCUUGGUUUUCCCUUUAUUUACGCUCAGGCUUGAAACGGACACCUUUCUCUGUGGACUAGGGUCCUUCCAUAAGCUGGCGUCGCAGAGAUAUGAUGGAUGUAGAAUGUUGAGUGAACCAUGUUAUGUGGGUAUAGGAGGGGAGGUGAGAGGAGAAGAGGACAGGUGUGAAGAGCAUCUCAACACAAGAAACAUUCCCCUGAAGAGCCAAAUACCCCUCCCCCUCUACCCACUCUCUCUCCAUCUUUCUUUAAAGGUCUUACAUUUCCAUUUUCCAUACUUUAUUUUCCAUACGGUAUGUCCAUACUUUAUUUUCCAUACGGUAUGUCCAUACUUUAUUUUCCAUACGGUAUGUCCAUACUUUAUUUUCCAUACGGUAUGUACAUACUUUAUUUUCCAUAUGGUAUGUCCAUACUUUAUUUUCCAUACGGUAUGUCCAUACUUUAUUUUCCAUACGGUAUGUCCAUAUUUUAUUUUCCAUACAGUAUGUCCAUACUUUAUUUUCCAUACGGUAUGUCCAUACUUUAUUUUCCAUACGGUAUGUCCAUACUUUAUUUUCCAUACGGUAUGUCCAUACUUUAUUUUCCAUACGGUGUGUCCAUACGUUAUUUUCCAUACAGUAUGUCCAUACGGUAUGUCCAUACUUUAUUUUCCAUACGGUAUGUCCAUACUUUAUUUUCCAUACGGUAUGUCCAUACUUUAUUUUCCAUACGGUGUGUCCAUACGUUAUUUUCCAUACAGUAUGUCCAUACGGUAUGUCCAUACUUUAUUUUCCAUACGGUAUGUCCAUACUUUAUUUUCCAUACGGUAUGUCCAUACUUUAUUUUCCAUACGGUAUGUCCAUACUUUAUUUUCCAUACGGUAUGUCCAUACUUUAUUUUCCAUACAGUAUGUCCAUACUUUAUUGUCCAUACUGUAUGUCCAUACUUUAUUGUCCAUACGGUAUGUCCAUACUUUAUUUUCCAUACGGUAUGUCCAUACUUUAUUUUCCAUACAGUAUGUCCAUACUUUAUAUUCCAUACAGUAUGUCCAUACUUUAAUGUCCAUACGGUAUGUCCAUACUUUAUAUUCCAUACAGUAUGUCCAUACGGUAUGUCCAUACUUUAUUUUCCAUACAGUAUGUCCAUACGGUAUGUCCAUACGGUAUGUCCAUACUUUAUAUUCCAUACAGUAUGUCCAUACUUUAUAUUCCAUACUGUAUGUCCAUACUUUAAUGUCCAUACGGUAUGCCCAUACUUUAUAUUCCAUACAGUAUGUCCAUACUUUAUAUUCCAUGACGGUAUGCCCAUCGUUUUGAGAAUAAUUACAGUAGUUGUUGUUAGUCAUUUGUUUGUUCUGUUGUCAUCGAUGUUCAGACGAGACAUUUUGUGAUGUUGAAGUUUUGUUUUAUAUUUCUUGUGAUGGCUGCUCUGUAACUCAGCUUUCUCCCUGGGCUGGCCUGGGAUAUGGAGGGGCUGUAGGGAUGAUGUUCCUUCCUGUCCUGAACAGGGUUGUGUUCAUUAGGACAUGCAACAGAAAACAUAAAAACAUGUUUUGCAAUGGAAUAGUAGUGUUUCUGAGCAUAGAUUGUCCCUUAGUUUUUCAUUCCGUUUGGUGCCUAAUGAACACGACCCAGUGGGGUCAGGGGGUGGUCAAUUUAUAAUAAUAAUAUGAUAUAAUCCUCACUGACAAUCACACCGUUAUAGAAGAGGUCCUGUACAGAUCCUCACUCUGUAGAGAGAGUACACACACACAUGGUUGAUGAUAUUACUAGAUAUUAUCUAGUGUGUCCUGCGUUGCAUAUAAUCUGACUGAGCAUACAAGUAUCUAAGUAUCUGACUGAGCGGUGGUAGGCAGAAGCAGGCGCGUAAACAUCUCUGAGUCCAUCUAUUGACAGGGUUUACCUCCAGACCCACACUCUCUCUGAGUCCAUCUAUUGACAGGGUUUACCUCCAGACCCACACUCUCUCUGAGUCCAUCCAUUGACAGGGUUUACCUCCAGACCCACACUCUCUCUGAGUCCAUCUAUUGACAGGGUUUACCUCCAGACCCACACUCUCUCUGAGUCUAUCCAUUGACAGGGUUUGCCUCCAGACCCACACUCUCUCUGAGUCCAUCUAUUGCAGGGUUUACCUCCAGACCCACACACUCUCUGAGUCCAUCUAUUGACAGGGUUUACCUCCAGACCCACACUCUCUCUGAGUCCAUCUAUUAACAGGGUUUACCUCCAGACCCACACACUCUCUGAGUCCAUCUACUGACAGGGUUUACCUCCAGACCCACACACUCUCUGAGUCCAUCCAUUGACAGGGUUUACCUCCAGACCCACACUCUCUCUGAGUCCAUCUAUUGACAGGGUUUACCUCCAGACCCACACUCUCUCUGAGUCCAUCUAUUGACAGGGUUUACCUCCAGACCCACACACUCUCUGAGUCCAUCUAUUGCAGGGUUUACCUCCAGACCCACACUCUCUCUGAGUCCAUCUAUUGGAAGGGUUUACCUCCAGACCCACACAUGAUGUUUAUGGUGCUGUCAAAGUGACCAUGUGGUCCAGUAGAUGGAGUGGUUGUGGUGGUAUAAAGGCCCAUAGCUACACAGACUGGACACAUUAAUCAGUGUCCAAUUUACACAGCACCAUCCAGAGGAGAGGAUGGGUUCUGAACUUCUGAAAGCAAACAUAGAGGGCAUCUGUUAGGGAUUGGGUUUAACAGACCUAGGGCUAGGCUAGACGAAGGGUUUAACAGACCUAGGGCUAGGCUAGAUGAAGGGUUUAACAGACCUAGAGGUAGGCUAGAUGGAGGGUUUAACAGACCUAGGGCUAGGCUAGACGAAGGGUUUAACAGACCUAGGUCUAGGCUAGACGAAGGGUUUAACAGACGUAGGGCUAGGCUAGACGAAGGGUUUAACAGACUAGGGCUAGGCUAUACGAAGGGUUU
Messenger RNA from Oncorhynchus mykiss (rainbow trout), 6974 nucleotides. The record is from RefSeq and is a predicted model, not a curated record. Lineage: Eukaryota; Metazoa; Chordata; Actinopteri; Salmoniformes; Salmonidae.